Molecule: messenger RNA, 1020 nt
Organism: Penicillium malachiteum
Lineage: Eukaryota; Fungi; Ascomycota; Eurotiomycetes; Eurotiales; Aspergillaceae
Exons: 1
Coding region: 1-1020 (339 amino acids)
Source: RefSeq, a predicted model, not a curated record
AUGCCCGUAAUUCAAUUCGCUACCUAUACGCCACCCACCUGGCUGGCGAGGGCCCACGGCCCUUGUCUUCCCCAAUGGAUAUGGCAAUACCGCAACAAUCUAAACACAUUAGAAGAAACAAGACGUGCAUUCGAGCACAUCAAAAAAGACGACGAUUCCUACAAAUUGCUCGUCAAUCUACGAGAGAAAGGCCUACUGGAUUUCACCCCGUUCAGUUUCACCGAAGGCCCAAAAGAUUCAUACAUCACUCAUUGGUUCGAGGCCAACGAUGAUGUCCAAUUCCACCCCAAACGCGAUGUCAAGCGUUCGCAGGCCAACUCUUGGAAUUCGUACGACUCAAACUGCAGUUACACAGGCCCAGAAGAAGACCCAUAUGUCACUUCCUGGUUCAAGGCCUACCCUGAUGUCAGACAGCGCCCCAAAUUUGACAUCCUGCAUCCAAAAAACGACCUUUUUGAGGCUUUCAAUUACAAUUUCAAAUAUUGGGCCAUGAUGCGCCAGCCGGAACGGGAUGAGCGACUGGGCGAUGCCCUUGUCAGCGAACUAUUCAGCCACAUCAUUAGUUCCACCAUCAAGGGACCAGAGCCUGACAAAUAUUUAAACAUCACGUACGUCUCCCUUUGUGGCCACAAUUCCACAUACAAUCCUAACACUUCUUUUAGUCUCAACUCGAAGAUCAAAAAGACCCUUCAAAAGCUCCCCAUCAAGCUACUGAGCUUGGUAGAGAAAGACAACACCUUACCCCCAGGCUGUCAACCCAUUGGUUCGACAGAGGCAGCUGGCAGCUACAAAGCUUGCCAUCGCAUCGCAUUCAUUCAGCAAACAGAACUCCCAGAUGCCCGAGGACCGAGCAUCGCUGAGCUUAGCUAUCUGAUCGCCAUCAUGCAAGACUCCUUCCUCAUGCAAAACAAACUCUACAAGAAGCUUGCAACGAAAAAAUUCCGACCAAGGCGCUCAGACUAUUUCCACCACACUUCUCCCGUGAGUUCCCUCAACCUAGUGAGCACAAACAAAGACUAA